AUGUUGCAAGUCGGGAGGCUGAUCAGGGACUCCCCAGUACGAUGGGAGGCCGCCUACAAGGCGUUCCUAGCUGCGACUGAGACGACACGUCCCCGUGCCUACCUGGAAUUUUUAGAGGACAACAUCCCAAUACCGACUCCGCGCCAAGAGGGGGCCGCCGUCCGUGUACUCAGUAUUGGGAGUGGAUCAGGAGAGGUGGACAGCGCUAUCUUGAGGAAGAUCCUGCAAAGGCAAAGCAGCGUGUACAACAGAGUCGUGGAACCGUCAGGAGAAAUGCUAAAGGAUUUUAAGGCUCUGGUACAACAUGACACGAGCCUGGGUGCAGUGAAGUUUGACUGGCGCCAACAGACAGCGGAAGAGUACUUCUCCCAGUCCGAUGGUACCAAGUUCGACCUUGCCCAUGCCGUGCACGCUCUGUACUUUGUGGACGACCACGACGCCACCUUGCGGAACAUGUGGGAACAACUGGAUGAGGAAGGCCACCUGUUUGUCCUCGCUCUUACGGGCAUCAAUUACGUCAUCACUGAUGAGCAGGAGCAGUACGUCAACGUGGCGGAGUGCUUCAAGGAGCAUUCGGAGGCGGGAAGACUGCUUCUCGACUUCUUGACGCAAACGUCGAAUGUCUCCGCACACCCCGAGAUGAGGUCGAAAGUCUUGGAGUAUUUUCUGCGUAAUUCGUCGUCCGUGGAUGAUAAGAUCCUUUUCAGUACAGCUAACGCAGCUAUCAUCGCCCGUAAAAGUACACAGAAGUAA
Branchiostoma belcheri (Belcher's lancelet) is the source of this 753-nucleotide messenger RNA. RefSeq names its product histamine N-methyltransferase-like. The transcript has 4 exons. Bases 1 to 753 code for a protein of 250 amino acids. The record is from RefSeq and is a predicted model, not a curated record. Lineage: Eukaryota; Metazoa; Chordata; Leptocardii; Amphioxiformes; Branchiostomatidae.